AAAAGUCAAUAAAGAUAUAAGAACAUAAUAGAGGUCAAAGCAAGAUGGUGGUUGUGUUCUACAUGUUUGAGUUUUUGUAUAACAUAUUUGGAUCAUCUCAGGAGAUCAAUUUCUUAUAAAGUUUUGAUCUUUUCAAGUUUCAAAAGAAACUUGAAUUUUUGCUAGGACCUGGCAAUCUGAGCCAUCUCUAAUGGAAACACUGAGACACCGUAGACCCUCAAAGAGAAGAUACAGAAUACUCCCAUCAAGUUUCUCUGGUUCAUCUCAAGAACAGAGAAAUUUACUAUGGAAGAUCUUGAAAAAAGUAUCUUUGAAGUUCAACAAAUUUGUCACGGUUGAAAAGUUGAAAGCCAUAGUAGUACACAGAAAGAGAAGCAAUUCAGGUAAGUUCCAGGAGCCUCUUAUGGAUAGUAUCAAUCAUAAUGGGAUUGAAGAAGACCAAAUACCAUUUGAUCAAGUCAUUCAGAAGGUACCCAAAUCCCAAAAACUUCACCACAAUUCAAGGAGAAUGAAAAUAUAUGUCAAAAUCCCAUCAAACCAGAAGACCAGUGUAUUUGAAGCAAAAGAGUUCCAUAUCAUUAAUGACAUCAAAUCCAUGAUUCAGUUGAAGGAGGGGAUCCUAUCAAAUCAGUACACUUUGGUUCAUGGUGGAAAUCUUCUACAAGAUUACAGGUCGUUGGCCUCACUUAACAUUCAUACAGAAUCCACCCUUCAUAUGAUUUUCAACCCAAGAGAUGUGAUGUUAAUUUUUGUGAAAAUACCAAGUGGGAAGAUCGUUCAAUUUGAAGUUAAGGUCCUGUACACUAUCCGUGAUGUCAAGCAGAUUGUUGAGAGCUUUAUAGGGUGUUCAGUUGUUGAAUGUAGUAUGGUUUAUGAAGGAAUUGAGCUACAAGAUUUGAAGACCUUAGCUUUCUACAGCAUUGAAGAAAAUUCCACUCUAGAGGUGAAGCCUUAUUGGAUUCAGAUAUUUGUCAAGACAUGGAGUGGAAAAACCAUUACACUUGAUGUGACGCAAUCGAAUACUGUAAGAGAGGUUAAGGAGAAGAUAUUUUGUAAGGUUAGAGUGCCAGUUAUGCAUCAGAGUAUCGUAUUUGCUGGAAAACGCCUUCAAGAUAAACGCUCUCUUUCAAGUUACAACAUUCACAAACAGUCCACUCUCCACAUGGUUAUGGCUUGGUGAAACAAAUUCCACCACACAUUAUGAGAUUGAGUCCUGGUCCUUUU
Molecule: messenger RNA, 1224 nt
Organism: Fragaria vesca subsp. vesca
Lineage: Eukaryota; Viridiplantae; Streptophyta; Magnoliopsida; Rosales; Rosaceae
Product: polyubiquitin-like
Exons: 2
Coding region: 191-1180 (329 amino acids)
Biological process (GO): modification-dependent protein catabolic process; protein ubiquitination
Cellular component (GO): nucleus; cytoplasm
Molecular function (GO): protein tag activity; ubiquitin protein ligase binding
Source: RefSeq, a predicted model, not a curated record